UUCCCGCGAUAGAUAAACACAAAAUUCGAUGGGAUUUAUUAUUCUUCAUUCAAGUGGACACUUGCGGAUUGAGAUUAUCUAUUAAAAGAGGGCUUUUUAAAUACAUUGUCAAUAAUCGAAUUGAAAGAAGUUGUGAUUUUACAAAAAAUUUCAUACAUUAGAUUAAAGGGCUGUUUUUAUUAACGUUUAAUCGAAAUAAUAAUAAAAAAGCGAAUAUUGAAAUUUUUUUUUUGUAUAAUUGUCUUGGUUGAUAUCUUUCAACAAUCAUUUAACACAGCUGAAGUCAACAGGUGCUUCGAUGAGACAGAUCACUCGGCAGUUCAUCCUAUGGUAUGGGCUUUUUGAGACGUUCGUGUUCACGGGGAACAUCUUCGGGUGGACGGCCCUGCACUACAUGCUGCGCCAGGAAGGCAUUUACGAGCAUGUCUGCGAGCCCCAGUUCCACAACGACACCAGCCUGAACGCCAAUGUCACGAAUGUACCCUCCUACAACCUGAAGGGGUAUCGGAUGUGUGAGUCCCAAGACAGUAUCCUCAAUUUGGCGUAUACUAUCGGCAGCUUCUGCAUGGGAUCUACAUCUUUUGUCUGGGGAUUCCUACUUGACAAGUGGGGUCUCAGGAACGUCAGGCUCAUCAUCAACGGGCUUAUCACAAGUGGUUGCAUCUUGUUGUCGCUGACCAUCAAAGAAACCUCCUUCCUCCUGUUUCCUUCUCUGAUUCUGAUGUGCGUCGCCGGAGUGCCGUUGCGUCUCGCCAACAUGCAGAUCGCAGAUUUGUUCCCCGAGCAACGAUCGACGGUGAUUACCCUGUACAGCGGAGCGUUCAGUGCCUCGGCCUCCGUCUUCGUCUUCAUUAAGUACGGCUUUGACGCUGGCCUGCCGUGGGAGUGGGCCUGCUUCCUACUGGUGGUCCUGAGUGCGCUCAUGCUUCCCGUGACGCUGUUCGUGCUGCCAGCGGACAGGUUUGGUACCGAGAAAGGAGGUCUUUUCACAGGAAAGGAGAAGGAAGUAUCCUCGGUCGCUCCCUGCGUCUGGGGAACCUAUACCUAUAUAGGAGACGAGCCUCCCUACCACAGAACUACAACAAUUGAAAAGAAAGAAGUGAAAGGAAAAUCUAUGCAAGCAGCAACAUCAGAGAAAGAGAAACGCGAAGAGAUCCCCUUGAGACGCUCUCUGCUGUCGGUGUCUUUUCUUCUACACCAGUACUGGUUCUGCUGGAUCCUUCUCUACACCAUCAUCUAUGUUGGCACGCUGCACCUCUGGGCAGAGAGGACCACGACGGAUAGAAGCGAAGAUGCCUUCUUUUCCGAAAUAUAUGGAAUAUUCCAAAUCUCAGGAAUCUUCCUCGCGCCUAUUGGUGGAAUCUUCAUGGACUGGAGUAUACGCAGAGUUUCUAAAAGCGAAAAUCUGGAUCCGAGCGACCACAUGCUGAAGGUGCUUCGUUCCUGCUUCUGGCCCAUGUUCCUCACCACUCUUCUGGAGGUGGUUGCGCAAGUUUGCAAGUUCUUCAACCUCAGGUCCGCCAUCUACGUCUCCAUCGUGUCCGUCACACUCCUCAGAGCCUUCUUCAUCUCCAUCGGAACGGCCUAUCUCAGGAUCCGUUUCCCUGCCGAGCACUUCAACCGCCUGCUGGGCAUCAUGAGCACUUGUUCCGCAAUGUUUUGCCUCUUCCAGUUCCCGCUCUUCCUCUGGGAAUCUUCAUCUCGGCAAAACGUCCUCUAUGUGAAUAUCUUCGACAGCGUUUGUUUAGCCAUAGCUAUGAUUCAGCCACUUCUUUUGGUAGCGACGCCGAUUCAAAGGUAUUUCCUCAAGGAAAAGAGUUCUUCCUGAAUUUGAAAAGUAAACUUGCGCACGACGCAAUUCCAAAUCGAACAAUCCCUCAUUGACGUUUGCUUGCGGGAGUUCCUCAAAUUUGUUCCUAAUCGUAAUAGUUUUAGAAGGUGUUGAAAGAAUUUCUUUUAUGUCAGAUAAAAGCAGCUCCUAAAUCUGAACAAACAUGAAUGACUGUUUGUGAUUAGUUUCGGUGAAUAACUUUUUUAUGAUGCAAGAAGUUAAGAGUAGGCUCCUAUUCCGAUAGUAAUAGGGAUGCUUCUCUAGAAAUCCCCGAUUCAUCUAAUUAGAUCUCUCAUGUUUAAUAUACAAAACUGUAUUCCAUAGAUACGCACUGAUAUUCCAGUUUUCAUUCAAACAAGUAGAGAAGCCAACGUGAUUGGCGAUUCCAAUUUGUGAUAAGUUAAUUUUGAUUUAAAUUUAGUUCAAACUGAAAAGAAUUAAAAUUAAAUUAAUUGACUACUAAACAAGAUCUGAAAAUAUUAAAAUGGUGCACUCUCAUCAAGAAGAAGGUGUGCAAAAUGUCAAAAUUAUACAUUUGCAUUCAGAAUUGAUCUGCUUUUAUUUUAUUGGAAAUUUUAUAAUUAAUGAUUUCAUAGUUUUAUUUGAUUUUGUUCAAUACCUUCCCUUAAUCAACAUCCCAAAUUGUACUCCAGAAAAUGUGGCCACUUUAAUUAAAUCUACAGCUUAAAUUUUUGUAAGAACAGAUAUUUAUGGAGAAUAUAUAAUAGAAGCAGACUGAAAUACAGAAUUUCUACUUUCAUAAUUACUUAUGUGUAUGUUUUGUUGUAUGUACAUUUAUCCAUACCAUGCUCACGUAUUUUUCGCAAUACGAACUUUAAAAGAUCAAAGUAUAACCGAUUCAGAAAUAUGUUUCUGCCAUUUUGUAGGUGUGCAUAUAUAUAUACGUAUGUCAUCUGUGUAAUUAAAAUGUAUGUAAAUAUCUUAAUAAAAGCUUCAGCUAAGUAAAAUGC
Molecule: messenger RNA, 2802 nt
Organism: Argiope bruennichi
Lineage: Eukaryota; Metazoa; Arthropoda; Arachnida; Araneae; Araneidae
Product: equilibrative nucleobase transporter 1-like
Exons: 13
Coding region: 299-1828 (509 amino acids)
Biological process (GO): transmembrane transport
Molecular function (GO): transmembrane transporter activity
Source: RefSeq, a predicted model, not a curated record